Molecule: messenger RNA, 5178 nt
Organism: Musca vetustissima
Lineage: Eukaryota; Metazoa; Arthropoda; Insecta; Diptera; Muscidae
Gene: Cpr76Bd
Product: fibroin heavy chain
Exons: 9
Cellular component (GO): extracellular matrix
Source: RefSeq, a predicted model, not a curated record
AUAUUUCUUGCUAUUCUGUGCCUUUUGGGUACAGUUUGGGCAGACUCUACACCCCGAUCGCUAGCCGAUUGUAUACAAGCCGUAAUAGAUGCUGGCUAUUCAUAUCCACAGCCACAAGUAAAAUUCUCCAUUGGUCCAGGUGAAACCAAACUCAAAGCUACACCCCUAGAAUCGUCCUCCUAUUCAUCGUCGUCAUCAUCGUCUUCAUAUGAAUCAUCAGCGUCAUUCUCCGGUUAUUCUCACGGUGGGGGACAAGCAAAAUAUGUAGCUCCCAUUAAGAGCGCAGCAUACCAACCGGCCGUUACAUAUGCCAAGGGCGGCAGCAUAACAUAUGCUGAUAAAUCGCCAGCCUCCAAAUAUGCUGCUGUUGUGCCAUCGGGUAUUGAAUUUAAAAAUCUGGUAACACCCACCAUUAACUUGCCCACCAAGAAAAUUACCAAUGCCUACUUACCACCACCGGUACCACAAGGUUCAAAGGUGGAAUCAUAUGAAUCAACCGGCUUUAGUUAUACCCAAUCGACACCGGGUGUGACAAAGGUAACAACCUACACUGCUGGUGGUGGUGGAGAAUCGAAACUCAGCUAUUCUGCUCCAGCUGUUACAAAAAUUGCCAGCUAUUCAUCGCCGUUCGCUAAGACCACCCCAGUAUUUGGAUAUGCCAAAUCUGGUCAUUUGGAUUCGAUUUUCACAAGUGCUGCAUACAAUCCCCAGGCAGGACAUAUUAGCUAUGCUCCAAAGAUUUCCUAUGGCACCCCGACAGUUGCAAAAAUUUCCUCAAUUGCCUCAACCGAUCAUCUGGCCACAUUUGAAGCUCAACCAUUGUUCCCGAAAAUUGAGACACCAUCCCCAGCAGCCUAUGCCUAUGCUCCUGCGUUAUCCAAGGGUUAUUUACCCAGUCUGGAGACUAGUGGAUAUUCCAAAUCUUCCUAUGGGGCAGUCUCGCAUCAACAUGUUUCGAAACCCAUUAACUAUGUCUCGGCUCCUGUUAAGGUACCCACCUAUGCGGCACCAAUUGCUUCUCAUUAUAUUUCAGCACCAGCCAAGGUGGCAACAUUCUCUUCCGUAGGUUCUUAUCAACAUGCAUCCGCUGGCGGUGGUGGUGGUGCCAUAUCGCAUCAAUAUGUUUCGAAACCAGUUUCCCAUUUAACUGGCUAUGCUCCUGCACCAGCCCCAGUUGUGGCUAAGGUGGCUGCUGCCCCAGUUACGGUUACAAAAUAUGCUGGCGGAGGUGAUGGUUCGGUACACUACACAACCAGUGCCAGUUCAGGACAUUAUGCAACAGGUGGCAAUGGUGCCAUAUCUUCACAAUAUGUCUCGAAACCAACGGCAUAUGUUGCACCCGCAAUAGCCAAGACAAUAACUUAUUCCGCACCACUUGCCAAGCCCCAAGUGGCAUAUGUAGCUCCGUCAGUGGCUAAAGUUGCAGUUACACCAGCUGUAACAAUUUCUGGCGGAGAAUCUGUGAAAUAUUCAUCUGGCGGGGCAGUUUCCCAUCAAUACGUAUCGAAGCCAACGGCCCACAUUACUGGCUAUGCUAGCCCGGCUCCAGUGGCAAAAGUAGCCACCUACACUGCUCCAGCUAUCGCUAAGGAAGUUACUUACACAGCACCUGCUUCGGCCCACUUCAGUGUUUCUGGUGGACGCUUCUCUCAUGGUGGCCUUGCAUAUUUGCCUCCCGAAGCUCCUAAAGUCGCCACCGGAGCGGUGUCGCAUCAAUACGUCUCGAAACCAGCCGUCCAACUAAGUGGUUAUGCUGUUCCACAAGUGGCAACUUAUGCCGCACCAGCAGCGGUGGUAAACAUUGGUGGCCACGGUGGAGGUUCAGCUCAUUACUCGUCCAGUGGAGGUGCUGUAUCCCACCAAUAUGUAUCCAAACCGGCUGCAGUAGUUGCAGCUCCGGUUGUCGCCAAGGUGACCACAUAUUCAGCUCCUGCUGCCAUUAAGGUUGCCUCCUACUCCGAUGCACCCGCUGUUGCCAAAGUUGCCACAUAUUCCGCACCUGCAGCCAUUAAAAUUGCUUCGUAUUCUGGCGGUGGUUCAUCACAUUAUGCCACCUCGGGUAGUGGAGCUGCUUCCCAUCAAUAUGUAUCGAAACCCGCUCAGGUUGCUGUAGUUCAAGCUCCCGCUGUUGCCAAAGUAGCCACAUAUGCUGCACCCGCUGUUGCCACUUAUGCUGCACCUGCUGUAGUUAAGGUUGGCUCCUAUGCCGGUGAAAGUCUAUCUCACUUCUCUUCGUCGGGUAGUGGUGCGGUAUCCCAUCAAUAUGUCUCCAAGCCUGCUCAAGUCAUUCAAGCUCCAGUUGUGGCCAAGGUGGCCACAUAUUCUGCACCCGCAGCAGUUAAAGUUGCCAGUUAUUCCGGAGGUGGUACAUCUCACUACGCCAGCUCUGGUAGCGGUGCUGUUUCUCAUCAAUAUGUAUCAAAACCGAUUCAAGCUACUGUACUACAGGCUCCUGCUGUAGCCAAAGUUGCGACAUACUCUGCACCUGCAGCUGUUGUUAAAGUUGGUUCCUAUGCGGAUGCUCCCGUGGUUGCCAAAGUGGCAACAUAUGCCGCUCCAGCAGUGGUUAAAGUAGAUGGUGACUCGGCUCAUUACGCCGCGUCCGGCAGCGGAGCUGUAUCCCAUCAAUAUGUUUCCAAACCAGCACUGGCAACAUACGAAGCACCAGCAGCAGCACCCGCUGUGGCCAAGGUAUAUUCAGCACCAACAAUAUUGGCUGGAUCGGCUGACUAUGCGGCUGGCGGUAGCUCAUCACAUUUCUCCUCAUCUGGAAGUGGUGCUGUCUCACAUCAGCAUGUCUCGAAACCUGCAGCACCGGCUGUACAAAAAGUUGCAAUUAGUGCUGCUCCUGCUGUGGUCACCUACACCGAUGGCGGCGGCAGUUCAUCUCGCUAUGUCAGCCAAAGUCGAGGAUCUGUUCAGUAUGCCAGUUCAGGCAGUGGCGGUGCCGUAUCUCAUCAAUAUGUAUCAAAACCGACUACCCACCUUACCGGUUAUGCUGCUCCAGCUGUUGCCAAAAUUGCAACCCUGACAUCGCCAGCAGUUACCCAAUAUGUAUCAGCUCCGGCUGUGGUAAAGGGUGCCACAUAUAGCUCCUCUGGUGCUGGUGCUGUAUCACACCAAUAUGUCUCUAAGCCAGCUGUAGUUGCAGCUCCCGUUGUAGCUGCACCCGCCAUUAGUCAAUAUCAUGCCGCUGCUCCCGUUGGUUUGGCCAAGGUUGCAACUUAUCAGAGUAGUGGCAGUGGCGCUGUGUCCCAUCAAUAUGUUUCGAAACCCGUCCAGGCUGCAGUUAUAGGCAAGGUUGCAGCAUACCCCGCACCUGCUGUCACUCAUUAUGCUGCACAGCCAGCCAUUGCUAAGGUGGCAACCUAUCAACAACCCAUAUCAGCGGUAAAAUAUCAAGGUGGCGGUGCCGUAUCUCAUCAAUAUGUUUCCAAACCAGGUGGUAUUUUGGCUGCUGGACCCAAGAUAGCUACAUAUGCUCCAACUGCUCCUGUUCUAUCUGGCUCCUACUAUAGCGGUACCUCGGGAUCAGGGACAACAUAUCAACACAUCAGCCAACCCACACUGAUCUCGGGACCAGCCAAACCAUUGUACAGUGGAGUUUCGUAUGGUGGCCAAUAUGCUGCUGGAGGUUAUGCUUCUCAUCAAUAUGUAUCACAACCGCAAGCUGCAAUUGCCGCACAUAUUGGUGUCUCAGGACCAGGUUACAAUAAGUUGGCAGCAAUUUCAUCCAGUUCUCAUGCCUCUGGGGCGGUAUCACAUCAAUAUGUUUCGAAACCCGUUAAAGGAGUAGUUGUUGCGCCGUUACCAGCUCCCGCCAUUGCAAAGGUCACCCCUGUCUACAAUCCACUUUUGUCGGGUGUUGGCCACGGCUCAGGUGGUUAUGUGUCAUCCGGCUAUAAGAGCGUAUCUUCGGGUGCUGUAUCCCAUCAAUAUGUUUCCAAACCUGCUGCCGUCUUGGCAACCCCUGUCAUUGGCAAAUCUGUAAGCUAUUCUGCACCACUUGUGGCUCAUGGCGGUCCAGCUAUAGGUAAGGUGGUUACACCAAUAUUAAGUGGCGUUAGUUCGGGUAAAUAUGAAUCUCAUGGAGCUGUCUCUCAUCAAUAUGUAUCGAAACCAGCCUAUGGAGCGAAACUCAUACCAGCCAGUGGUCCAGCAAUUGCUGGCGGAUUACAUUUGGGCGGUGCAAUUGCUCAUCAACCUACCACGUUUACAUCUCCCAUUGUGGUAGAAGGUUCUGGACAUGCAGGUUCGGCUGCUAAAAUUGCAAUUACUUCGGGUGGAGGUCAUGGAGGCGCCGUUUCACAUCAAUAUGUUUCACAGCCAUCGCUGGUUAAGGGAGCUGGUAUCUCACUCGUUGGCAAAUCAGGUUUAGGCCUAAGUGGUCUUGGUCACGGAACAGCUUCUUAUGUAACAAAAUCUGUGCAAGGUCCAGCUAUUGGUUUGGCUGCGGGACAUGGUAUUGGUUUGGCUGCUGGUCAUGGAAUUGGUUUGGCAGCGGGACAUGGUAUCGGCUUGGCUGGACAACAUAUUGGUCAAGGUUAUUAUGGAGCUGUUAGCCUUGGACAUUUUGGUACUUCUCCAGCAUUGAAUUAUCAAAGCGUCUUAGCCGGUCAUGGACGUGGUGGCGCCUUAUCUGGUCAUGGAGCUGGCUAUGGUGGCAUAUUACAUGGCGGUUUAGCGCCACUUGCCGGUUACGAUCAUGGAAUUGGUGGUAUUGGACCAAAUGGAGCUGGUUUCUAUAGAUAUGCACCCAUUGCUCCAGCCCUAAGUUCUCAUAGUCUGACGCCUGAGGCCUAUUUGAAAACGGCGCCAAUAAUCAAGUCAGCUAAAAUUAAAGUUAUGACGGAAAAACAUUUAGAAUACUUUAACGAUCAUCCUCGUUAUGCAUUCGAAUAUGGCGUCAAUGAUCCAACAACGGGUGAUAUUAAACAUCAACGCGAAGAACGUGAUGGUGAUGUGGUUCGUGGUGAAUAUUCACUAGUGGAGCCAGAUGGUAAUGUGCGUACCGUUAAAUAUUAUGCAGACUGGGAAACUGGUUUCCAUGCCGAAGUUAUCAAUAGUCGAGAUUCUGUAAAGACACUAACUAAACGUACUGCCAGUAAAUCAUAAAUUAAGCGUAGUCAGCUGUUUUUUUGGGGCGUUCCUACUAUACGAUUUUAUUUUUGUUAUAAA